This is a messenger RNA of Vicia villosa (hairy vetch), 588 nucleotides long. Its product is annotated as MICOS complex subunit MIC10-like. Gene Ontology annotation, cellular component: MICOS complex; mitochondrion; mitochondrial inner membrane. The record is from RefSeq and is a predicted model, not a curated record. Bases 66 to 362 code for a protein of 98 amino acids. Lineage: Eukaryota; Viridiplantae; Streptophyta; Magnoliopsida; Fabales; Fabaceae. The transcript has 3 exons.
AGAGAGAGAGAGAGAGACGACAGAAUCGGUUGGAGAUUAGAGAAAGAAAAAGAGAAAGCAAAUCGAUGGGUGAGAAGAGAGAAAUACUUGCUCGAGAGUAUGACCUGGAUGCCAAAUGGGAUGCCUCCCUUGAUCUCACCGUUCGCCGCUUCGUCUACUCUUCCUUUGCCGGUGCAUUUGCCGGUCUCCUCUUAUUCAGGAGUCCCCAGACUCGCUGGGCAUCUAUUGCUUUUGGUGCUGGAGUUGGAAUAGGAUCUGCUUACACAGAAUGUUCUCGUUUGUUUGAUGGAUCUCCAGCAAAGCUAGCGCAACCUAAGGGCUCAGAGGCUCCUGCUCAGAUUCUCACACAGGAUUCUGAAUAGAUGCUUUUGAUGGAUCCUGGUUCCUGGACAGUAAAGCCGAGUAUUCUUGUGACUAUUGAUGCUUCUUUUACUCAGUUAUAGCUAUAUUGACAAUGUUGCACUCCAUGAUCAUAAAUUAACAUCACGCAUGGAAAAUCAUUUCCAAGCUGUUAUCCUUUUGUUCUCCUGUAAUGCUGCGCUAUGUUUGUGUGGUGAAUGAUAUAAAAGAUCAAAAAAGCUUUCUUCA